Molecule: messenger RNA, 1975 nt
Organism: Hipposideros armiger (great roundleaf bat)
Lineage: Eukaryota; Metazoa; Chordata; Mammalia; Chiroptera; Hipposideridae
Gene: C1QL1
Product: complement C1q like 1
Exons: 2
Coding region: 302-1078 (258 amino acids)
Molecular function (GO): protein binding
Source: RefSeq, a predicted model, not a curated record
CCAGGAGGCGGGAGGAGCGAGGCAGGAGGCGGCGGCUGCCGCUCUCAGUCCGGGUGCGCAGCAGGAGGGAGGCGCGAGGCAGGAGCCGGAGGCUGGGCUCCGCAGCGCAUCCAGCGCAGCGCGGCGCCCCGGGCCCGGCCCCAUGCCCGCAGCCCCGCCGGACCGCCCUUGAGCGCGGGCGCCCUUCCCGCGCCCCUCGCCCGCCGGCAUCAUUGCCCCGACGGCGCGGCCGGGCGGCCCGGCGCUCCCCAGGCUUCGCGCCGGCCGGAAGACGCUGCUGGCGGCCGCCGCCGGCGUGGUGAUGCUGUUGGUGCUGGUGGUGCUCAUCCCCGUGCUGGUGAGCUCCGGCGGCCCGGACGGCCACUAUGAGAUGCUGGGCACCUGCCGCAUGGUGUGCGACCCCUACCCCGCGCGGGGCCCCGGCACCGGCGCGCGGCCCGACGGCGGCGACGCCUUGAGCGAGCAAAGCGGCGCGCCCCCGCCCUCCACGCUGGUGCAGGGCCCCCAGGGGAAGCCGGGCCGCACAGGCAAGCCGGGUCCUCCUGGCCCCCCCGGGGACCCCGGUCCUCCGGGCCCCGUGGGGCCGCCUGGGGAGAAGGGUGAACCGGGCAAGACCGGCCCUCCCGGGUUGCCGGGCGCGGGGGGCAGCGGCGCCAUCAGCACCGCCACCUACACCACGGUGCCGCGCGUGGCCUUCUACGCCGGCCUCAAGAACCCUCACGAGGGUUACGAGGUGCUCAAGUUCGACGACGUGGUCACCAACCUAGGCAACAACUACGACGCGACUAGCGGCAAGUUUACGUGCAACAUUCCUGGCACCUACUUUUUCACCUACCACGUCCUCAUGCGCGGCGGCGACGGCACCAGUAUGUGGGCAGACCUCUGCAAGAACGGCCAGGUGCGGGCCAGCGCCAUUGCCCAGGACGCAGACCAGAACUACGACUAUGCCAGCAACAGCGUGAUCCUGCACCUGGACGCAGGCGACGAGGUCUUCAUCAAGCUCGACGGUGGCAAAGCGCAUGGCGGCAACAGCAACAAAUACAGCACGUUCUCCGGCUUCAUCAUCUACUCUGAUUGAGCUCCCCGCGCGUCCCACUGCAUCCCCUAACCACCCUCCCUCGGCUCCCCCUCCUGGCCGGGCAGAGGAUGACCCGUCCCUUCCCCUACCCCCGCUACAAAUUCGCUGCCGGCCCUGGGCUGACUGCCCUCCGCGGCUACUACGCCCGGGCCCGCCCCCACCACCGCCCUGGCCGCAGCUUGACCCUCCCGCCGGCUCGCGGCAGAGCCGGGCCCAGCGCGCCCCAUCCUGGGCCCCGGGAGGCAAGCUGUGUUGACCAGCCUGCUCUGUAUAUUUGUACAAUAGGACUGUUUAUUGCUCCAGCCUGGGGACCGAUCCCAGCGGGGUCACUUUCCGCGCUGGGAUGCGUUGCCCUCCCGCUGCAGGGUGGCGCUGCCUGGGGAAGGGGUGGGAUGGGGGCUGGAUAGCUUCCCAGCGCUCCCUAAAGCCUGGCCCUGCCACGCCCGCCGCGCCUGACCAAAGCUAUAAUAAAAAACACUUCCACCCCGCUGUGUUUCAGUCUGUGCCCUGGGCAGAUGUUGCAGGAGGCUACGACAACCCUGCCCUCCUCCAGACUGGGUAGGGGUCUGCCGUAAGCUGCCCAUGGAUCUGGGGGAAGCCAGGUGCUAGAGUCAGAGCUGCUCCAGGAGGAGGUGGGCCAAGAGGCUCAGUGCCCACUACAGCCCAAGUGGGCCUGGGCAGCUGGAAUGGGAAGCAGCCCAGUUACAUCAUCAUCUUCCGUGAUGGUUAAGUUCCAUUUUUUUCAUCCUCGAAAGCGGCAUUGGCAUUCCAAAGGCAAAGCAAGGUUUCAACUGGGAGACCCAGCUUCUCAUCCAGUGCCAUUAUAUGUGAUCCUGGGCAAGUCACUCCUCUGACUCAGUUCUGGGUCAAUGACAGCCAUGAAAGGAACAAGCUUUU